Messenger RNA from Apodemus sylvaticus (European woodmouse), 8039 nucleotides. RefSeq names its product nuclear receptor interacting protein 1 (gene Nrip1). Gene Ontology annotation, biological process: regulation of transcription by RNA polymerase II. Gene Ontology annotation, cellular component: nucleus. The record is from RefSeq and is a predicted model, not a curated record. NCBI's taxonomy places the organism in Eukaryota, Metazoa, Chordata, Mammalia, Rodentia, Muridae. The coding region runs from base 778 to 4272 and encodes 1164 amino acids. The transcript has 4 exons. Gene Ontology annotation, molecular function: signaling receptor binding; transcription coregulator activity.
GGAGGAGCGCGGCUGCGGCGGGCGGGCGGCGAGCGAGGCGCUCAAAGUCAGCCUCGCAGACAUUGCAGCAGAGCCCCGAACUCGGGAGGCGACGGCGACCGCGGCGCAGGCGGAGGACGAGCCGGCCCCAGCCCGCCCGCCCGUGCGCAGCGCCCGUGGCCUCGCGCGGCCGCAAGGCACAGCUAGCCUGGGAAGAAGGGAGCGACGCAGAUCAGCGGCCCCGGAGCCCGCGGCGGCCUCGAAGGCGUGGACUGUGAGCAGCUGCAGAGGCAUUCUCAGGACCUAUUAUUUUAACAUUUUGGAGAAAAUACCCAAAAGGUGCGCAGUGGACUGAGGACGACGGGAGGCUCUGAAGAUUCCGAUGACAUCAGAGUUACUUUUCAACAACCUUCUCCGCUUCCUUUGCCACAUAGCAGAGGCUCAGGCCGAGGCUGAUGAUCCUGAUAUGUGCAUUUGGUGAAUAACAAAAGAUGAAGAAAGAAAAACAGCGUAUUCCCUAAGACCUGGGUGCCACUGCUACUGCCACUGUGUAAAGGAAGUUGUGAGGCUGGUCCUUGCCUGGCCGGUCAUCAGUGCACUGGAGUUUGCCGGCCUCUUAGCCGUCACUGCCAGAGGACACCCUGGUCAGAAUGUAACAGCGCAUCUCUGCCUGACUGCAAUGGCAGGUGACCAGCUGACACUCACUUCCUGACGUCCUGUCGUCGUCCGAUCUCGCAGACAAGAGAAGCAUCUUUAUCGUGAACAGAAGCCGAGCCCCUGUGAGCACUUGAAUUGAACAUGACUCAUGGAGAAGAGCUUGGCUCUGGUGUGCAUCAGGAUUCUAUUGUUUUAACUUACCUAGAAGGAUUACUAAUGCAUCAGGCUGCAGGGGGAUCAGGUACUGCCGUUGACAAAAAGUCUGCUGGCCACAACGAAGACGACCAGAACUUUAACCUCUCUGGCAGUGCCUUUCCCACCUGUCAAAGCAAUGGUCCUACUGUCAGUACGCAGACAUACCAGGGUUCUGGCGUGCUGCACCUCAAAAAGGCCAGACUGCUGCAGUCUUCCGAGGACUGGAACGCGGCAAAGCGGAAGAGGCUGUCCGAUUCCAUCGUGAAUUUAAACGUAAAGAAGGAGGCUUUGCUGGCUGGCAUGGUUGACAGCGUGCCUAAAGGCAAACAGGAUAGCACAUUACUGGCCUCGUUGCUUCAGUCAUUCAGCUCUAGGCUGCAGACUGUUGCUCUGUCACAGCAGAUUAGACAGAGCCUCAAGGAGCAGGGGUAUGCCCUCGGUCACGAGCCUUUGAAAGUGGAGAAGGAUGUAAGGUGCUACGGCGCUGCCUCCAGUCACUUAAAAACUCUGCUGAAGAAAAGCAAAACUAAGGAGCAGAAGUCAGGCACCGCCCUCCCUGAGGUGACUCCAAACCUUAUCAGAGAUAGCUUUGUUGAGUCACCUCAUCAUGUGGGACAAAGUGGAGCAAAGGUCAUGAGUGAGCCCUUGUCGUGCGCUGCAAGAUUACAGGCCGUGGCCAGCAUGGUGGAGAAAAGGGCUAGCCCCGCCGCCUCCCCCAAGCCCAGCGUGGCCUGCAGCCAGUUAGCGCUGCUCCUGUCCAGCGAGGCCCACCUGCAGCAGUACUCGCGGGAACAUGCUCUGAAAACGCAGAAUGCACACCAGGCUGCCAGCGAAAGACUCGCUGCCAUGGCCAGGUUGCAAGAGAACGGACAGAAGGACAUGGGCAGUUUCCAGCUCUCCAAAGGGGUGUCUGGCCAUCUCAAUGGGCAGGCCAGAACACUGCCGUCCAGCAAACUGGUGGCUAGCAAGAAUAACACCGCCCCCUUCCAGAAUCCCAUGGGCGUCGUUCCUUCCUCCCCCAAAAACACGAGCUAUAAGAACUCACUGGAAAGAAACAACCUCAAGCAAGCUGCUAGUAACAGUUUGCUUUUGCAUCUUCUCAAAAGCCAGACCAUACCCGCGCCGAUGAACGGGCACAGCCAGAACGAGAGAGGAAGUAGUUUUGAGAGCAGCACGCCCACCACGAUCGAUGAGUACUCGGACAACAACCCUAGCUUCACCGAUGACAGCAGUGGAGAUGAAAGCUCCUACUCCAAUUGCGUCCCCAUAGACCUGUCCUGCAAACACCGCAUCGACAAACCCGAAGCUGAGCGGCCCGUUUCGCUGGAGAACCUAACCCAGUCUUUGUUAAACACGUGGGAUCCCAAAGGCCCCGGGGUUGACAUCAAAGAAGAUCAAGAUACCUCAACCAAUUCCAAGCUGAAUUCACACCAGAAAGUCACGCUUCUUCAGUUGCUGCUUGGCCAUAAAAGUGAAGAAACUGUGGAAAGGAAUGCCAGCCCUCAGGAAGUCCACAGCGACGUGACUAAGUUCAGUCCUCAGAAUUACACAAGGACUUCUGUCAUUGAGAGCCCCAGCACCAGCAGGACUACCCCAGUGAGCACUCCACCGCUCCAUACAUGCAGCCAAGCAGAGUCUCCCAUCAACCUCUCCCAGCACUCUCUGGUCAUCAAGUGGAAUGCCCCGCCGUAUGCCUGCAGUACUCCCGCUCCAAAACUGACCCACCCGGCGGCUAGCCACCUGAUGGACCUCACAAAAGGCAAAGAAUCGCAAGCAGAGAAGCCGGCCCCGAGUGACGGUGCACAAACGUCGGCGUCGGCGACGUUCAGUGCCAGUAAACUGUUACAGAACUUGGCUCAGUGCGGAAUGCAGCAGUCUUCCGUGCCAGGGGAAGAGCAGAGACCCGGCAAACAGCUGUUGAGUGGAAACCCAGACAGACCUCUCGGGCUGAUUGAUAGAUUAAAUAGCCCUCUGCUCUCAAGCAAAGCUAGUGUAGCUGAAGAGAUCAAAGCCUUUAGCGGUCAACCUGCGGGGCCUGAACCCGGGCUUCCUGGCUGUGAGAUAGAAAAUCUACUGGAAAGGCGCACGGUCCUCCAGCUGCUCCUGGGAAAUUCCAACAAAGGGAAGAAUGACAAGAAAGAGAAAACCCCUGCUCGAGACGAGGCUCCUCAGGAGCCUUCGGAGAGAGCCGGAAACGAGCAGAUACUCAUGGUGAAAAUUAAAUCCGAGCCUUGUGAUGACUUCCAGACCCACAACACCACGCAUGUGCAUUUAAACCACGAUGCCAAGAGCGCCCCGUUCUUAGGCAUGACUCCCGCCAUCCAGAGAAGCACCGCGGCCUUACCCGUGUCGGAGGACUUGAAAUCAGAGCCUGCUUCACCUCAGGAUUUUUCUUUCUCAAAGAACGGUCUGUUAAGUCGCUUGCUGAGACAGAAUCAAGAGAGUUACCCUGCAGAUGAUCAGGACAAAAGUCAUCGAAGCAGUGAGCUGACCUCCCUGGAAUCAAAGAACUUUUGCAUGGUCCCCAAGAAAAGGAAGCUCUAUGCGGAACCACUAGAAAAUCCAUUUAAAAAGAUGAAAAAUAGUGCCGUAGAUACUGCCAAUAAUCAUGGCGGCCCAGAAGGACUCUAUGGGUCAUUGCUGAAUCAGGAAGAGCUGAAAUUUAGCAGAAAUGACCUCGACUAUAAAUACCCCGCUGGUCAUAGUUCCACCAGCGACGGUGAGCACAGGAGUUGGACCAGAGAGAGCAAAAGCUUCAAUGUUCUCAAACAGUUGCUCCUCUCCGAGAACUGUGUGCGAGAUUUGUCCCCACACAGGAGUAACUCUGUAGGCGACAGUAAAAAGAAAGGCCACAAAAACAACGUGCCCAGUAGCAAACCUGAAUUCAGCAUUUCCUCUUUAAAUGGACUGGUGUAUAGCUCCCCUCAGCCCGGCAGCUGUGUGGAUCAUAGGACAUUUUCAUACCCUGGAAUGGUAAAAACCAGUCUGAGCCCUCCUUUCCCAGAGCACGUGGGCUGUGGCGGGUCCAGGCCAGAACCUGGGCUUCUGAAUGGAUGUUCUGGGUCCAUGCCCAGCGAGAAGGGACCCGUUAAGUGGGUCAUCACAGAUGUGGACAAGAAUGAGUAUGAAAAAGACUCUCCGAGACUGACCAAAACUAAUCCAAUCCUCUAUUACAUGCUCCAGAAAGGAGGCAAUUCUGUUACCACACAGGAAACACAGGACAAAGACAUCUGGAGGGAGCCUUCAUCUGCCGAGAGUCUCUCACAGGUUACAGUCAAAGAAGAGCUACUUCCUGCUGCAGACACUAAAGCUUCUUUCUUUAAUCUAAGAAGCCCUUACAAUAGCCAUAUGGGAAAUAGUGCUUCUCGCGCACACAGUACAAAUGGAGACGUUUAUGGACUUCUGGGAAGCGUGCUCACAAUAAAAAAAGAGUCAGAAUAAACGUGUACCUGCCAUACCAUUUUGGAUCUUUUUAAAAAUUAGUCCGUAUGAACUUGAGAUCUGUAUAAAUAAGAGCAUGGUUUGAGAAAAGCAUGGCAUAAUUGAAACUCCUUCCUUUUGAAAGUAUUGGUCACUGGUGAUGUUUAAAUAUGCAUACUAAUUUUUGCUUAACAUUAGCUGUCAUGAGGAAACUAUUGAACUAGAGGUUGGUUGUUUAAUAUUUCUGUAUGCAUCAGAUAACAACUGUGACUAGCCUACGAAUGAACCUGUUUUUAUAAUCGUAAAUAAGAGGCAUACAUUAAGAUGCACAACUUCACCAGGAGUGGAUUGUUGCAACUUGCUGUCUUUAUUAGUGUCGCUCAUUUCUCAUCUCAGAAGCCAGCCUACAUAAGAUGUUUGUAACAUCCAAAUUGUUAGCUAUUUGGAAGAUAACCAAAUUAGGAAAAACCCGGGAGCCUUGUGCUGAGUCACACCUCAUCAGUCUAAAAGUAAGAAAAAGCAAUGCUUACAGUUUUCACUUUUGCUAAACAAAAUUGUUUUUAACUCUUGGAAGGGGUUUUGCUGUUCCCAAGGUGUCUGCCCCACCCCAGACCUUUUCAAUAUAUAUAUUUCUUUAAACCUUGUACUAUUUAGUAACAAUUGAUUACAACAGACAGGAGUUUAAUAGAUCCUUAAAAAUAAAAGGCAAAUUUCCAUUUUUUUAUAUUUUGACUACUUUACUAAAUUAGUACUCCUCCUUUUUCAAAAUUAGAGAAAGUAAUAUUCACCUUCAGGCUGUUUCCUGAAAAAUUGACUACUUAGAAAUAAUUUUUUAACAAAAGCAGAAAUGAAUUUUCUUUGGAUGGUUUUCACCAUCUCUUUUGAAAGUCAAUCCUCACCACUCCUGUGGGACCUGUAACUCUUACAACCAGGAUUUCUUAAUUCUGGACAAAGACACUGUAUCCGUCUAUCUGACUAUCUGGAGCAGUUGUUUAAAAUGCAGAUUCUUAGGCACCAUCUCAGGUCUACAGAACAAGGUCUCUGAGUGGACCCAGGAGUCUUCCUUCUGCCUGUAUCCUGACAUGUUCUGUAUGUGUUUCUUCUGUACGCUGAUGUUUGAAAACUGUGGCUUAUGACCUUCCCAGAACGUGGGACUUUAAAGAAACUAUCUGAUGCCUAUAUUUUCCCCCAAUACAGUCACAUAUCCAAUCAAAAUUUGCAAUAUUGUAGUUCCUGUAUUGCUGUUAUAUCUUUGGAAAUCGGGUUCAGAAUACUUUUUAAUGACAAAAAAUAAAUUGGGUAGAGGGGACAACUUUCCUAUCUGGGUCAACAUCUCAGGAAAAUCUGAUUAUUUAUCUGCUCUAAUUAGUAAGAUUAACUUAAUUAGCCUUAGGGGUGGAAUAACAGGGCCACUUAGCAAACUCAGGUGAUCCCAGGAUGGUUGGGAAACUUCUCUUCAAUACAUCCUUACCUGCUAUUCAGACUGUCCUCUGCACAGCAGUGCUUAUGGAGUUAACAGAUGCAACCCCAAAAAAACAUCAAACUCAGAUUACCCGAAACCAAAUCAAAGGGCACUUAGGUAUCCACAAGAGGACCUACAUAGUCACCUCAUAGCUCAAUUCAUUUCAAACAGGUAUUAAAAGGAAAUACUGAUGCUGUCUUGAAAGAACUUAAUAUAUAAUUGAGCCAUGUGGAAUUUCAGUCUUGAAACAAGUUGGUUUUUAAGUUCAGUUUUUAAUGGCCCUCAGUUCAUCCACCAGACAAUAUUUUAUUUUUCAAUUUUGAGCCAGGUUAACAACUGACGUAUCAAAAAAGAAAAAAAGUAGAAAGAAGUUUAUUUGAAGUUGGUGUAUGUACUUGAAGUUGUUUCUAAGAUUUUUUAUAUUACAAAUGGACAUUAUUUCUUAAUUAUCUAAAAUUCUAAAUGGUUAUUUUUUCUCAAGAUAAUUUGUAAAUAGUUAAUGGAUGUGCUAUAUGGUAAUCAGAGUGUAUAUUAUGCUACGUCAGAGAAAGGAGAAGGCGUAUGCCUAGUCUGCCAUGAAAAAUUCCACUGGCCAGUGAAGAUACUUUACUCCAUGUUUAUACCGUGACAAUCUCAUUGUCUACACUAUAUAAAUAAGCUUUACACUAAGUCAUUUUUCUUGGUCAUGGUGAAAGGGCUGGAGCCUUAGAAAUGUAUUUUAGGAUGCUGGAGUUUGUCCUCAGUGGGAGGCAGCAGUCUUCUUACAAUAGAGCAGCACUUAGGUCAGGGAAACGUCCAGAGUCAGCAUCACUUCACUUUUGUUUUGUUUUGUUUUGUUUUGUUUUGUUUUGUUUUGUUUUGUUUUUGUUGGAAUGAGAAUAUGUAAUACAAAAAUAAAUAUGACUAUAAAGGAUGCUGUUCUGACUUGCUAGAGAAUAUCCCCCAGGUUUUGUUUAGAGAAACCUUCUUCUCUUAAAAAGAAGAGAAAGGAUAUACAUCCACAAAUUCGCUUUGUUUGCAUAUGUAGAUUCAAAUAGGCACACACACAUUUUCAAGGACUAUUUUCUAUAUCUGGGCAGUUUCUUCCUAAUAAAGUCAUUUGUGACUGGGUACUACAGCUCUCAUUGACAUCAGUAAGGUAGCAUUUCAUGUUUAUUCUCUGCCACAUCUUACAGAAGAGUAAACUGGUGAGAGUAUAUAUUUUCUAUAUAUAUAUAUAUAUAUAUAUAUAUAUAUAUAUAUAUAAAUGUAUAUAUAUAUAUUGACUUGUUACAUGAAGAUGUUAAAAUUGGUUUUUAAAGGUGAUGUAAAUAAUGAUUUCCUUAAUGAAAAAAAUACAUAUUUUGUAUUGUUCUAAUGCAACAGAAAAAAAAACUUUUAAUUUCUUUGGUUCCUGUAUAUUCCAUGUAUUAAGUGUAAAUAUAAUCAGACAGGUUUAAAAAAUGUGCAUGUAUGUAUACAGUUGCAAGUCUGGACAAAUGUAUAAAAUAAACCUUUUAUUUAAGUUUGAUUACCUGCUGCAUGACGAGUGCAUGGCGAGCCCUGUGCAUCUGUGCAUUCGACAGAAAACGUCUUAAGUCAGGUCAGAUGGUCAUCCAGCACGACAGUAUUCCAUUUCCGGACAUGACCUCUGUGGCUUUUGCUUUGUGAGAAAAUGUGUUUCGAAUCCAAGGGUCUUAAUUUUUUUUUCUUUUUAAUCAACCACUUUCAACAUUAAAGAACUCACAGAGUGACUCCACAAAUCAUAAAAAUCCAUUGGAAACAGGAAUAGUUCAGUAUUCCUACAUGCUGGAAUACAGGCAUAUUACCAUUCAUGGUAAGAAUCUUUGGGUUUACAGCCAGUUUUGAUGCAAUCUGCUUAGUGGUAUUAAUUUGCCAUUUUUAUUAUUAAAUUUGAUUUCUUUAUGUGAUGUCAUGAAUUGUACAUACUGCAGUGUGAAUUUUUUAAAUCUUUUAGUGUUUACUUCCUGCAGUGACUUUGAAUAAAUGAAAAAAUGCAUUGUCUCUAACUUGAAAUGACUUUUUUUUUUGUGGGCUUUCUUUGGUUUUUAGGUUUUCCAUUAAUGUUAAAGUCCAAGGUCAUAAAGAGAAAAAAUCAAAAGCAAUAGAUCGUGUAUUUUGUCUGUCUCAGAAAAAUGAAGGGGGAAAAUGAGCAACUGACCAGCAAGUUAGUAUAUUUAGAAACCUGUAAUUAAAGCAUAGCUCAAAAUGACAGCUGGCCUGUGGUCUGUCUUCCAUUUCUCAGUAUGUAAAUGAAUGACCACUACGUGUUUUUUUUAAACUGGAGUUUGUACAGUGUUCCAAAAUAAAGUUAAUUAGAUACAUA